AAGUAUGAUUUAAUUUUACAACUAACAAAGUUAGUGCAGCUUUCCGCAUGAUCAAUAUUGUAUAUUGCAUUCAUUUUAACCUUCUUAUAGAGUUUUAUUGUAAACAAUAAAGGCUUAUAAUUUACACAAGGCUAGUGAUAGAAUCAGUAAUUUGUGGUAAAAUGGAAGACACAAUGCAGACUGGGGAACUAGAAAAUAAUGACAAUAAACAGCACGAGUUACAAAAUGAGGAAUACAUUUUCGACUUUGAAGAACAGUCAUGGAAAACCGAUUUUGUGAUUAUUGUCGAAGGAACAAGAUUACACGUUGCAAGAAAUAUCUUGUCACUUGCUUCACCCGUUUUCGAUAGAAUGUUACAGUCAGAUUUCAAAGAAAGUAAAAAUGGUGAGCUUGAAAUGCCAACACAAAAGUUAGAAGAUGUGAAAUUAUUUCUGCAAUGCAUCUACCCAAAUACACUAACACAAAUAACGUGUGAAAUCGCAAAGAGGAUUUUGCCGUUAAUCGAAGAAUAUCAAGUUCUUCAGCUUAAGGCGGCAUGUGGAAAGGCAAUAACUGAAAGUGUAAGUUACGAAACACCUACAGACCUGUUAUAUCAAACUUUGAAAGACGCAUGUUUAUAUGAUCUGAAAGAUGUUCGUAAAAAAUGUGUCCGUCUCGCAUCUAGAAAACCAAAUACAGAAACUGACGCGUCUUUAAGACAAUAUCCUUUGCCGCAUGAAGUCAUGAAUGAAAUUCUACAACUUAAAAUUGCUGAUCUUGAAACAUUAGCUAAUGAGCUAAAAAGCACAAAGUCUGAACUUCAGAAACGGAUAACAAAUCUUGAAGAACAUGAAACUUCUAUGACAUCAGAUUUGAAAACGCUAAACGAAUAUAUAGCGAAGGAUUUGAAAGAGGUAGAAGAACUGCGACUAGACCCUGAACUGAAAUGGAAAGAAGCUGAAAUAUUGAUAAAACUGGACCCAAAUAACGAUUGUAGAAGUUGUCGUGAAAUCGUUGUUUGGGACGUGAAAUUAUCGAUUACUGCUGACUGCCGAAGUAGAAAAGGUAGUGCAUAUGGAUCUAUUUAUUACACCGCAGUGGAAAUUGAAAACCGAAGACGUCAACCAAUGGCAGCGAAUAUAGAAGCAAGGUUUAUCCUUAUACAUGGAAAAUUAAAAACAGAAAAUAUAUUUUGCAAAAUUCGCGGGCAACUUACAGCAAGGAAUAACACAAUAAAACAAUAUAUAAAGGAGACGUCAUAUUUAACUGAUCAGAAAAAUGGGUUUGUGAAAGACAAACAUAUUUGGCUUCUGGUUCAGGUAUUAAUGUCAGAGCCUAUAAGCACAUAAAAUGAGACGAUCUUAUCAACUUACGGGAAAUCAUAUUGUAGUUAUCAAAGGAAGACAUUCUUCCUAUUGUUAUGUCGCUUUUCAUUUGAUACCAACCGUCGCUGGACACACAUUGUUCUACAUUUUUAUCUGCUAAACUGUACACAAAAGUAAGAUCUACAGAAUGGAAAACUCUUAAUAUGGCUGCUUUAAAACAACUCUAAUUUCAUAACGUGAACUUGGUUACUGUAAUACAAUGAUAUCAUUGUUGAAGGCCCACAUGUUUUGUAUAUUUUGAAGACAUAUUACGCAGAAUAGAUAAUGAGAUAAACUC
Molecule: messenger RNA, 1641 nt
Organism: Mercenaria mercenaria
Lineage: Eukaryota; Metazoa; Mollusca; Bivalvia; Venerida; Veneridae
Exons: 2
Coding region: 162-1328 (388 amino acids)
Molecular function (GO): protein binding
Source: RefSeq, a predicted model, not a curated record